AUGGGAUUCCAGGGUUGGGAUGGGCAGGUCCAGAGCCGUCAGUGCAUUGAGGACGUCAUCAAAUUCGCCUUCGAGGAGAGGCUCUUCCUCAUGGCUGACAAGGUGUACCAGGACAACGUGUAUGCUGAGGGUUUGGCCUUCCACUCCUUCAGGAAGGUGCUGACAGAGAUGGGGCCGCCCUACCUGGACUCGGUGGAACUCACCUCCUUCCACUCCAUCUCCAAAGGCUUCACGGGCGACCCCUCAUGGCUCGGGGUGGACAGUGUAGACCUCGACCUCACAGAGAGUGAACUGCUCCUCCCGGCCCGGGAUGGUGACGGUGAUGGGUGCCCUAUUGCUACGCGCCUAUUGCUGCGCGCCGCCCUCCGCUCGCCCUGCGCCCCCCUGCGCCUGCUCUGCCGCGACUUCCACGCCGAGGAGCUCUCCGUCUCCACCGUCGUCUCCCUGCUGGACUCCCUGGAGCCUGCUGCCGUCCGCAGAGUUGUUUUACGCUUCAACAACCUGGGGCUGGCGGGGCUGUGCGAAGUGCUGCCUCACCUCGGCCGCUUCCCCGCGCUGCGCAGCCUCAAGCUGCCCUACAGCAACGUGGACGUGCGCCGCACGGCCCCCAGGCAUGGAGCCGGCAUCCGCUGCUUGGCCGCUCACCUCCGGGCCCUGCCUGCCCUCAAGGAACUCGAUUUGUACUCCUCCAGGCUUUCUGGGAGACUCAGGCAGCUCCUGGGCGAGCUGCAGACUCCCCUGGAGAGCCUGGCGCUGGCCUUCUGCUGCCUGCUCCCCUCCGACCUCAUCUUCCUGUUCUCGAGCCUCCACGCGCCCUCCCUGCUCCAGCUGGACCUGAGUGGCCACAACCUCACGUCCCCCAGCCUCCUGCAACCCUUGCGGACACUGCUGGAAGCCGCUUCGUGCUCGCUGCUGCAGCUGGAGCUGCUGGAGUGUCAGCUGGGGGACGCGGAGCUGGAGCUGCUGCUGCCGGCGCUGCGCCGCUGCCGCCGCCUGCGCUGCCUCGGUCUCCUCGGCACCCCCCUGAGCGCGGCGGCGCUGGGCGGCCUGGCCCGGCACUGCGCGGCCCUGCCCGACCUGCGCCUCGUGGGCUACUCGCAGCCGCCGCGGGGCUCCGGCCACCACACCCCCACGCAGGGGGAGGAGGGUUUCCCGGCGGAGCUGUGCCGGCUGCUGGCGAGCGCGGGUAGAGCAGACGCCGUGUGGACGACCAGCCUCCAGCGCUACAGAGCCAUCGACUACUUCAGCUUGUAGCAUCCCCCCCCCAGGGAAGCUUCACCUCGGGGCGCUGUGCCGGGCUCUGGGCUGUGCCACUCGGUUAUGGUGAGUUCAUUAAAGCCAACCCCACCUUGCCCGAUUAA
Molecule: messenger RNA, 1361 nt
Organism: Colius striatus (speckled mousebird)
Lineage: Eukaryota; Metazoa; Chordata; Aves; Coliiformes; Coliidae
Product: leucine-rich repeat-containing protein 14-like
Cellular component (GO): cytoplasm
Source: RefSeq, a predicted model, not a curated record